AUGUUCAUCAGCGUCCUCCCCUAUCAUCCAUACCAAAGCUCACUCUAUAACCGUUCACCACAGGGCAAAGUCGCCGAGUUGCGCCAGGAACUCAACAGCGGAGGAAAGAAGGACAAGAACCACUCGGCAAAGAAAAUCGCCCUGAAAAAGAUUGUCGCAAACAUGACCAUGAGCAAUAAUGAUAUGGUUGGCUUGUUCCCGGAUGUCAUUGCCUGCAUGACGAUUCCGAGUUUGGAGAUCAAGAAGAUGUGCUUUCUAUACUUGGUCAAUUAUGCGAGGGUGAAGCCGGAAAUUGCGCUCAAAGCGUUGCCAAUUUUGGUUGAUGAUAUGGACGACCACAACCCGCUAGUUCGCGCUCUUGCUCUUAGGACGAUAUCAUAUAUUCACGUUCGAGAAUUCGUGGAGGCGACUGUACAACCUGUGAAACACUUGAUGGUCGAUAUUGACCCCUACGUCCGGAAAACUGCCGCUUUCUGUGUCGCCAAGCUGUACGAUCAUCACAAGAAAAUGGUUGAAAGCUCGGACUUGAUUGACCGGCUGAAUAAAAUGUUGAAAGACGAGAACCCUACCGUUGUGUCUAGUGUAUUAGCCGCUUUGGUGGAUAUCUGGGAGCGCAGUGAGUCUAUCUCAUUGACGAUAGAUUAUGCCAGUGCGUCGAAAGUGGUGUCUGUUCUAGCAGACUGUUCAGAAUGGGGUCAAACAUACAUAUUAGAGUCUCUCAUGGCCUAUGUGCCUAAAGAUUCUGGCGAAGCUCUACUCUUAGCCGAACGUAUCUCACCUCGUCUAUCACACUCCAACUCUGCAGUUGUUCUGACUUCGAUCCGGGUCAUUCUCUAUCUCAUGAACUAUAUCAGUGACGAGAAACAAGUCACUGCUCUGUCAAAAAAGCUGUCACCGCCGCUAGUCACGCUGUUGUCAAAACCUCCUGAAGUGCAAUACCUUGCUUUACGAAACGCCAUAUUGAUUCUGCAGAAACGCCCCGAGGUUCUUCGAAAUGAUAUCCGUGUCUUUUUCUGCAAAUAUAAUGACCCAAUUUAUGUCAAAGUCACGAAGUUGGAGUUGAUUUUUAUGCUUGCAUCAAAGGAGAAUAUUGGUGUCGUCUUGGCUGAAUUGCGAGAAUAUGCGUCAGAAAUUGAUGUGCAUUUUGUGCGGAAGGCUGUCCGAGCCAUCGGUAAACUGGCUAUCAAGAUUGAGUCUGCCGCACGACAAUGUAUCGACACUUUAUUGGAACUCGUACAUGCCAAGGUCCCUUACAUCGUCCAAGAAGCUACAGUCGUGAUUCGCAACAUAUUCCGCAAAUACCCCAACCAAUACGAAGGUAUCAUUGGAGCAGUCAUUCAAAAUAUUGACGAACUCGAUGAGCCUGAGGCCAAAGCAGCAAUCAUCUGGAUCAUUGGGCAGUAUGCGGACCGCAUCGAAAAUUCGGAUGGUUUACUUCAGGACUACUUAGCAACGUUCCACGACGAGCCUAUCGAAGUACAGCUCGCGUUGCUCACAGCGACCGUGAAACUGUUCAUCCAACGGCCCACAAAAGGUCAACAACUAGUCCCCGAAGUCCUGAAAUGGUGCACCGAGGACACUGACGACCCCGACCUCCGUGACCGAGGAUACAUGUACUGGCGUCUUCUAUCAACGGAUCCAGCUGCAGCUAAGGAGGUAGUAAUGGGCGAGAAGCCCCCUAUCACAGCCGAAAGCGAGAAACUAGAACCCAACACACUGGAAGAGCUCUGUCUGAAUGUGGGCACAUUAGCAACCGUCUACCUCAAACCUGUCCAACAAGUGUUCCGUUCGGCACGACCAAAACGGCUCGGCGAUAGCCCUGCACUCGUCAAACGACCGGGUAUGGCCGAAUUGCAAAAAGGAGGCUCAUUCCCAUACGACGCUACAUCAGCCGGAUUAACAGCCGUCAUCCCACCAACCUCAACUGCUCCUGCCCCUGCACAAUCGAACGGGAACGCAGGCGACCUCUCUGCCGCCGUCCAUGCUGCAGACGCUUACUUCAGUAACGUCGCGUCUCAGCAAAUGGCGAAUCUCGACCUGGGCGGACGAGAUGAUAACGGGCUAGGCGGGUUAGGCGGAACAGGCCAGAUGACGCAGUACGUGGUGAAUCAAAAUCAGCAACAGAUUUAUCAGCCGCAGGGGGCGGGUGGUGCUGCUACGGGGGAGUUGCUUUUGCUGUAA
Messenger RNA from Talaromyces amestolkiae, 2181 nucleotides. RefSeq lists its product as uncharacterized. Gene Ontology annotation, biological process: intracellular protein transport; vesicle-mediated transport. Gene Ontology annotation, molecular function: clathrin binding. Lineage: Eukaryota; Fungi; Ascomycota; Eurotiomycetes; Eurotiales; Trichocomaceae. The record is from RefSeq and is a predicted model, not a curated record. The transcript is spliced from 5 exons. Bases 1 to 2181 code for a protein of 726 amino acids. Gene Ontology annotation, cellular component: membrane coat.